Messenger RNA from Trichechus manatus latirostris (Florida manatee), 2239 nucleotides. RefSeq names its product NADP dependent oxidoreductase domain containing 1 (gene NOXRED1). NCBI's taxonomy places the organism in Eukaryota, Metazoa, Chordata, Mammalia, Sirenia, Trichechidae. The coding region runs from base 16 to 1089 and encodes 357 amino acids. The transcript has 6 exons. The record is from RefSeq and is a predicted model, not a curated record. Gene Ontology annotation, molecular function: pyrroline-5-carboxylate reductase activity. Gene Ontology annotation, biological process: L-proline biosynthetic process.
GAUGGUCACUUGGAAAUGGACAUGCUAGAGGACCUUCAGACUCUGCAGUUUGAGUAUGGAAUUCCAGAGGAAGAGCAUACCUGGCUGUUCUUGCAGGGCCGUUCUCGGGGACUGAUGAUCGAGGCCUGUGCCCAUGCAACCUUCUUCUGCAAGCUAUUCCGUAUUUUGAGACAAUCAUUACAUGAGAAUCAAACCUCUGAAUGUGUCUCAACUGGAUCACCUGUCGCCUGUGAGAAGCUUAAUGUGGGCAUCAUUGGAGGUGGCCACCUUGGGAAGCAGCUGGCUCGAGUACUGCUUCAGCUUGUCCCCAUCCCCACUGAGAGCCUGCGGAUCUCCACGCGAAGGCCAGAGGUCCUGGAUGAGCUCCAGAAACUAGGAAUCCAGUGCUUUUACCAGAACGCUUAUCUAGUAAAUUGGGCCAACGUGGUAUUCCUCUGCUGCCUGCCAUCUCAACUGCCUAAUAUCUGCUUAGAAAUUCAAAGCAGCCUUGAGAAAACCUGCAUCGUGUACAGCUUUGUAGCUGCCAUCCCAGUACCCAGGCUGAAAUUACUGCUGAACCACACCAAUAUCUUACGGCCUCAGUAUCAGUGUGCUGAUAAAUUUGUUAACAUCUGGGGGGCUAAUAAGGAAAUCACAGCUGCUCUCCAAGAUCCUGUGAUUAUUCGGGCUACCUGCCCCUACAGUCCUGCUGGGGGAAUAACCCUCAAUACCAAGUGGCUGGAGGGAGUAUUCUAUGCAGCCCUAAACAUCUGCACAGCAAAAGAAAUGUCCCACCCACGUGUGCUGCAUCUUUUGAGUGAACAGUUUCUCUCUGUGCACUUCGAAGACUGUGAUAAAGACGGAGCAUCUUGUCCCAAAUUUCAAUUAACAGAUUUUGUCAGCAAAACCUAUGCCAAGAAUCUACCUCUGAGAAGGCCUUUCCCUUGGUUUGAUCUGGCAGCUGUGCAACUCAAGGAAACUCCCUUCAGCCUGCAUCUUUCUAAGAGUACUGCUCUCCAGGACCACCUUACCCAUUUUUACUGUCACUCAUUUGGCAUCUCCCUAAUCAAAGACCAGCCAGAGGUUUCCACUGGCUCUCCAUCCCAGUAAGAGACAAGAUUUUAGGAAUCAGGAUUCUUUUCUAUCUCACAGAUUAGUUCUAAAAUGGGUGUGCCCUGAUUACCACAAUUGACAGUGGGAGUCAUGUGACUAUAUUGUGUUUGCCACAUGUGUUUGCCACAAAUUGGCACUAAGAUAUUAGAAAAAUGUACUGUUGGCUCUUUAAAACGUGGAAUAAAACAAGAAGUCCUUUACCUCGGUAUACUUGGGUGUGUCUGGCUCUAGGAAACAAUCAAAUGAAACUACAUAACCUAACCCACUUAAGUAAACUGCUUCCCCAGGAAAGCCUUGUUAAUUCAAAUGAUUUCUCUCUUAAAAGCUAACCGAAUUCAAGAAAUUAUAGUGUCAUUAUUAGACAGUUACAUGCUGCAGCUUCUGUUCCGGUAGUACUAUGUAGCUUGUAAAUGAUACAGCUUGAUUUUCCUACCAUUUUUUGAUAGACAAGUAAAAUGUAUGGUAAGUCAUCUGAAUUGAAUUAUGGCUCAUUUCAUGCUUAUUUCAGCUAAAAAUGACUAUUCUGAUACUAUCUUACUGAAAUCUGUUCCCAUCAUUUAAAAAAUAGCUGGCAUUUAUAUCAAUUGACUAAAAAUAAUUUUGUGAAGUACAGAACUUAUUUCUAAAGUGUAAAUUUGUUUAUUUCCUAUAUGUUUUGCAAAUACUUUGUCAAUUAUAACAGAGUAGAAAACAAUGGCAGUGACCCCACCUAGUUGGAAAAGGAUGUUAUUUACUAUGCCUUGCCAUUGAACAGAACAUUGUUUGCUAAAUACUGAAGUGCUUUUGAACAAAACCAUUCACCGUACAUGUAAAUCACCAUGGUCUUAGGCUAAUCAUUUACAUUAUGAUUUUGCAUAAUUGUGAGCCAGGCAAAUCCAAUGGUAUGGUGUUAGAAUGGUUUCAGAUAAAAUCCUGUUAGUCCAGUUGUAGGGGAGCAGUUAGAGUCAUCACCAAAUAUUAACACUUGGCAUAAAUGCUACUUUGAGUUAUUGUUCCUCAGUGGGGGAAAACAAUCCCAGGUUCCUCUGAGUAUUCAUUCAGGUAUAAGGAACUGGACAGGUUACAUCAAGGUACAUCACUGUCCUUCUGGAUUAUGUUAACCCUUUUUGGGGCCCUGGUGGUGCGGUGGUUAAGCAUUUGGCUGCUA